ACCGCGAGCGCUUGGUUGGAGCGACGCCGCAUCCCAGGUCCCGGGAAAGUUUUUUCGGAGGUCCCGCCCAGAGAGGCCAUGUCCCACGGCCCCCGGCAGCCAGGCGGGGCCACCGCGCCUGCGGGAGGCAAGACUCCGAGCCAGCAUGGGGCCUUUGUAGUGGCUGUCAAACAGGAACGCAGCGAGGGUCCCCGUGCGGGAGAGAAGGGGUCCCAGGAGGAGGAGCCUGUGAAGAAGAGAGGCUGGCCCAAGGGCAAGAAGAGAAAGAAGAUUCUCCCCAAUGGGCCUAAGGCUCCUGUCACGGGCUAUGUUCGCUUUCUGAACGAGCGGCGGGAGCAGAUUCGCACUCGCCACCCGGACCUGCCCUUUCCUGAGAUCACCAAGAUGCUGGGCGCCGAGUGGAGCAAGCUGCAGCCGGCAGAAAAGCAGCGGUACCUGGAUGAGGCGGAGAAGGAGAAACAGCAGUACUUGAAGGAGCUGUGGGCAUACCAGCAGUCAGAGGCCUACAAGGUCUGCUCGGAGAAGAUCCAAGAAAACAAAAUAAAAAAAGAGGACUCUGGCUCUGGACUCAUGAACACACUCCUGAACGGGCACAAGGGUGUGGACUGCGAUGGCUUUUCCACCUUCGACGUUCCCAUCUUCACUGAAGAGUUUUUGGACCAAAACAAAGCACGUGAAGCGGAGUUGCGGCGCCUGCGGAAGAUGAACGUGGCUUUCGAGGAGCAGAAUGCGGUGCUGCAGCGCCACACGCAGAGCAUGAGCAGCGCGCGCGAGCGUCUGGAGCAGGAGCUGGCGCUGGAGGAGCGGCGCACGCUGGCGCUGCAGCAGCAGCUGCAGGCCGUGAGGCAGGCGCUCACCGCCAGCUUUGCCUCGCUGCCGGUGCCCGGCACCGGGGAGACGCCGACGCUCGGGACCCUGGACUUCUACAUGGCGCGACUGCACGGAGCCAUCGAGCGUGACCCCGCGCAGCACGAGAGGCUGAUCGCGCGCGUCAAGGAGAUCCUGGCGCGAGUGGCCAGUGAACACCUGUGACAGAGCCCUCCAGGACCGGGAGACGCCCGUCCCCACCCGCCGAGGAAGAAGCUGGGGGUCCUGAUGGGGCCGCGCCCCGUGCUGCACCUUGGGGUCUCCAGAACCCCCCUCAAAUGAAGUGUCAACGCAUCCCUUUAGCUUCGAAUCCUAGACUCCCUGGUUGCAGAUCCCGGGCCCUCCCUGCCUUGCAGGGAGAGGAACGGAGGAGCCACAGCCGCUCGACUUGGACACACCCCGCCCCAGGUGCAGAGCUCGACCCUAGGGCACUCACCGCAGGGCCGGGGGUCCCACUGCGCAGGCGCUGGGCGACGUGUCACAGCCAGGGGAGGCUGCAGUAUAACCCCCACCCCAGUGUCUUCCAUCACCCGAUCCGGACUUUUAAAUAAAAAGAAGUGGG
This is a messenger RNA of Microtus ochrogaster (prairie vole), 1429 nucleotides long. It is a transcript of the gene Hmg20b, whose product is annotated as high mobility group 20B. Gene Ontology annotation, cellular component: nucleus. NCBI's taxonomy places the organism in Eukaryota, Metazoa, Chordata, Mammalia, Rodentia, Cricetidae. Gene Ontology annotation, biological process: regulation of gene expression. The record is from RefSeq and is a predicted model, not a curated record.